AGCCCCCCCUACGUGCCACCGGUGAUUGGAGGACAGCUGAACACUGGUACACUCUGCAUGUCAGCUCAGCAGAACCUGUCCACUCACUACAACCUGCAUAACCUCUAUGGGCUGACGGAGGCUAGCGCCACCCACAGUGCCCUGGUGAAGGUCCGGGGGUCGCGACCCUUCGUGCUGUCCCGCUCCUCCUUCCCUGGCAUUGGCCGUUUCUCCGGAGUCUGGACGGGAGACGUGAGGAGCGACUGGGAGCAGCUCAGAUACUCCAUCCCUGCGGUGCUGCUGUUUGGCCUGUUCGGGGUGCCCCUGGUGGGGGCGGAUGUGUGUGGGUUCAGGGGGGACACCACAGAGGAGCUGUGUGUACGCUGGACCCAGCUUGAGCCUUCUACCCCUUCAUGA
Messenger RNA from Oncorhynchus mykiss (rainbow trout), 396 nucleotides. NCBI's taxonomy places the organism in Eukaryota, Metazoa, Chordata, Actinopteri, Salmoniformes, Salmonidae. The record is from RefSeq and is a predicted model, not a curated record.